Messenger RNA from Rhea pennata, 1159 nucleotides. It is a transcript of the gene VPS25, whose product is annotated as vacuolar protein sorting 25 homolog. Gene Ontology annotation, biological process: protein transport to vacuole involved in ubiquitin-dependent protein catabolic process via the multivesicular body sorting pathway. The coding region runs from base 62 to 586 and encodes 174 amino acids. The record is from RefSeq and is a predicted model, not a curated record. Gene Ontology annotation, cellular component: ESCRT II complex. The transcript has 6 exons. Lineage: Eukaryota; Metazoa; Chordata; Aves; Rheiformes; Rheidae. Gene Ontology annotation, molecular function: protein homodimerization activity; structural molecule activity.
GCGGGCCGGAAGCGCGCGGCGGCGGUUCCGGUCGGCGGCGGUUCCGGUCGGCGGCGCGGCGAUGAGCUUCGCCUGGCCCUGGCAGUACAGCUUCCCGCCCUUCUUCACGCUGCAGCCGAACGGCGACACGCGGCGGAAGCAGCUGGCCGCCUGGUGCGCGCUGGUGCUGGGCUACUGCCGCUGGCAGCGGCUGCACGCCAUGACGGUGCGCGAGGCGCACGACGGGCCGCUCUUCGCCAACCAGCGCCUCCAGCGGAAGCUCCCGCUGGAGGCCGUUCAGGUGGUGCUGGAGGAGCUCCGCAAACAAGGGAACCUGGAAUGGUUAGAUAAGAACAAAUCCAGCUUUCUGAUCAUGUGGAAGAGACCAGAAGAAUGGGGAAAGCUCAUCUAUCAGUGGGUAUCGAAGAAUGGCUUGACAAAUUCUGUAUUCACACUGUAUGAAUUAACCAGUGGAGAUGAUACAGAGAAUGAAGAGUUCCAUGGCUUGGAUGAGUCUAUGCUGCUUCGUGCCCUGCAAGCCUUGCAGCAAGAGCACAAAGCUGAAAUUAUCACGCUGGAUGAUGGCCGAGGUGUCAAGUUCUUUUAAUAGGAAUCCUCUCCUUUCCACUCUUCUGACUGCUGAAGCGUUUCUAGCUGUGAAGGUUCAAUCUCCUGGCCUAGUUUCAAGCGCUGACUGCAAGCAGCUGCAUACUUUGGAUUUCUUGGGGCAAGGAGAAUCCGUGAAGCCUUCCAAAGAAAGACAUGACUACUUAGAAAUAUUCAGAGAUGCACUCUCUUUCUUUUCUGCCUGUCAAUUUCUGUUUGAGAGGGUAAAGCUGCUCUAAGCAGAUCCAAAAGGGACAACCUUGAAGUGGAGUGGAACCGUUCCUGUUACUAAUCCGUGUUCCUAGGAAAGCAGCUGGAGUGGGUUCUGCAGCUGGCUAGUCAAGCCUGAUCUUAAGGGCAACUCCCUCCCACCUUCCACUCAUGCACUUGGGCCCUGCAAUCCUUGUUGCAUUGCAACAUGUAGUGAAAGCAAGCACACAGAACUUGCUGUAGCUGCUGUGGUAUGAAAAACCUCAACAGAAGAAUGAUGUGUGCUUGCUGCAAAGCAGGCUGUGCAAUGUGGAUGCUGAGGAACUAAUCUGGAAUAAUUAAAAUAAGAUGUAUUUAUAGAGCA